AUGUCAGAAUCCUCAUCUGAAUCGUCCUCUGAGGAUGAGAUUGCUAAGCCAGUAUAUGUUCUGAAAAAGCAACAGGGUGAGAGUACUAAUGCAUCCCGUAAGGUCUUGCUUUCCCAAUUGGAACUGAAGGGUACAAAAGAGGACACUGAAGACAGAUAUGACGUUGAUGAUACGGAUGACUUGGAUCCUCAAUUGGAGUAUGAAAACUGGAAGCAACGAGAGAAGCUACGCUUCCUACGUGAUCAACAACUUAUAAGAGACGCCGAAAUGGAAAAGGAGAGAAAGAAAAAAGAUACAAACAACAAUGUCGUUGAUUCCACUUCCUGA
Lodderomyces orthopsilosis Co 90-125 is the source of this 327-nucleotide messenger RNA. RefSeq lists its product as uncharacterized. Bases 1 to 327 code for a protein of 108 amino acids. Lineage: Eukaryota; Fungi; Ascomycota; Pichiomycetes; Serinales; Debaryomycetaceae. The transcript has a single exon. The record is from RefSeq and is a predicted model, not a curated record.